Messenger RNA from Boleophthalmus pectinirostris (great blue-spotted mudskipper), 1248 nucleotides. RefSeq names its product gap junction protein gamma 2 (gene gjc2). The transcript has a single exon. Gene Ontology annotation, biological process: cell communication. The record is from RefSeq and is a predicted model, not a curated record. Gene Ontology annotation, cellular component: connexin complex. NCBI's taxonomy places the organism in Eukaryota, Metazoa, Chordata, Actinopteri, Gobiiformes, Gobiidae. Bases 1 to 1248 code for a protein of 415 amino acids.
AUGAGCUGGAGUUUCCUCACUCGUCUCCUGGAAGAAAUCCACAACCACUCCACCUUUGUGGGGAAAGUUUGGCUCACUGUGUUGAUCAUCUUCCGUAUAGUGUUGACUGCAGUGGGUGGAGAGUCUAUAUAUUCUGAUGAACAGACCAAAUUCACCUGCAACACCAAACAACCGGGCUGUGACAAUGUUUGCUAUGACGCCUUUGCUCCGCUCUCACAUGUCCGCUUCUGGGUUUUCCAAAUUAUCAUGAUCUCCACCCCGUCCGUCAUGUACAUGGGAUAUGCAAUUCAUAAGAUCGCUCGGACCUCAGAAGAAGAACGGCAAAAAAGGCAAAGAAUGGAGCAGCGCAAAAAGCCACCUCCUCAUUCACGAUGGAGAGACAAUCAACAUAUAGAAGAGAUCAUGGAGGAACAUGUUGAUAGUGAGGCUGAACCAAUGAUUUUUGAAGAUGCACUUGAGAUGAAAGACUUGAGGCCUGAGUGUGCAAUAGGAAAAGUGCAAGCCAAAUAUGAUGGCCGCCGGAGAAUUGUUCAAGAAGGUCUUAUGAGAAUUUACAUCCUUCAGCUUACGUCAAGAGCUGUUUUUGAGGUUGCGUUCUUAGCAGGACAAUACCUCCUUUAUGGCUUCAAGGUUAAUCCCUCAUACGUAUGCAACAGGAUUCCAUGCCCGCACAGAGUUGACUGCUUCAUUUCACGACCUACGGAGAAAACCAUCUUCCUUCUUAUCAUGUAUAUUGUAAGCUGCCUCUGUCUCAUCCUGAAUGUGUGCGAGAUGCUACACAUAGCAAUUGGCACGUUCCGAGAUUCCUUGUGUCAACGGAAAAGCCGAGGGACCUUAACGCCAUACCACUACCCGUUCCCUCGAAACAUCCCAUCAUCUCCUCCUGGCUACAACCUCGUCAUCAAGUCCGACAAACCUGGACAGAUUCCUAAUAGCAUCAUUCCUCAUGAGCAAAACAUGGCCAACUCUGUCCAUGAGCAGCAUUGUGGGAGUCCGGAUGAAAAUAUACCUUCCGAUUUGGCGAGCCUGCAUCGGCAUUUGCGAGUAGCCCAGGAGCAGCUUGACAUGGCCUUUCAAACGUAUCAGACCAAAACUACACAACAGACAUCGAGGUCUAGCAGUCCUGUGUCUGGAGGGACCAUGGCAGAGCAAAACCGUGUGAAUAUGGUUCAGGAGAAGCAAGGAGCAAGGCCAAAGUCAGCAGAUAAGACAGCUGGUAAAAAUGGAAAAACGUCAGUGUGGAUUUAG